UCUUUUGGCCAAGCAAGCGAGACCUGCAAAGAUGGCCGCCGGUUCCGGAGCUGCGAGCGGCCACGGAGCCCGCAGCUCCAACGCCGCGUUGGAAGCCUCUCUAGAUCGCCGCUUUCAAGGAAUAUCUAACACAAUGGAGUCCAUCCAGAGCAUCUCCGGUUGGUGCAUCGAGAACAAGAAGCAGAGCGGCCUCGUCGUGCGCUACUGGAUGAAGUGGCUGAAGAAAUCUGACAACAAUCAUCGGUUGAAUCUCUUCUACCUUGCCAAUGAUGUCAUUCAGAACUGCAAAAGAAAGAACGCGAUUGUGUUCCGUUCCGCCUUUGCUGACGUUCUCCCCAACGCCGCCCUUCUUAUCAAGGACGCAAAGGUGCGCAAGUCUGUGGAAAGGAUCUUGUCAAUCUGGGAGGAGCGCAGCGUGUACCCUGAGGAGCUCCUCACCCAGUUGAAAGCCAAUUUGAACAAGAAGGAAAAAGAUCGAGAGAAGCAGAAGGAAAAAGAAAAGGUGAAGGAAAAGGAAAAAGGAAGAGAAACGCCACCCGUGACUGCCAAGACCAAAGCUGCAAUCAAGUCCAAGAUCGUUGAAGAGUUUGCCCCCAGCUCGCUUAUAGAGCAGCUGUCAGGAUACAAGCAGGCGGUUGCAGAAGAGGAGUUUCGGGAGAAGCAGCUCACGGCUCUCCGGUUGGACAUUUGCAGCACGGAAGCGCUCAAGAGGCUGAAAGACAAGGCGGGAGGGAACAAGUUCGCCAAGGACUUUGAGGACGGCUGUCAGAAGCUGCAGGAGUUUGUUGGCUUCCUGGAGGAGGAGUUGAAGACGGGGCCCCCCCUGCUGGAGGCUUUGGAGAACGCAGACAUCUUCUACGAGACGCAGUACAAGGAGGUCAAGAUUGUGGCUAAUGCAUACAGUGCUUUUGCAAACCGUGUAGCCAGUCUGAAGAGGAAACUGGAUUCCCUCAAGUCGACCCUACCCGGGCCCGAAGACUCGCCCAUCCCCUCCCCGUCCGAAGAUGCUCCCUCCCCUACCGGCUCAGACUCCCCCCUCCUGGGUACGGGUGCCGCCAGAGCGCAGGUGGACCCGGAGCUGGACGGCAAGGCCAUGGAUGAAGGGGACCUGCCGAGCGACAGCAGGGAGGACAUGGACGUGUCUGACGAAGAGGAGCGCUCUUCUUUAACACUUGCAGGUGGCAAGACGGGCGAGAUCUCCCCUACUGACGUCAAGUUGGAUGCAGAUUCCAAAACUCCGACCACACCUACCAAAGCUUCAAAGGCUAACACUGCUUCCACGGUAACCCCGGCCACACCCACUUCUGCCUCUCAAACGCCAUCCACUCCUCUGGGAGUCAACAUGGCCAAGGUGGACCUUGGAAAGAUCAGCUCCAUCCUCAGUUCACUCACGGGAGCCAUGAAGAACACAGCAGGGAGCCCCUCAGCCCGGCCAUCUCCAGGAACAGCCAGCACCCCUUCGACCCAGUCCGCGGCCUCCAAAGCCACUCCGACAAGCCCCGCUCUUGCUAGUAUUUUGUCACGUGUUGACAUCACACCCGAAGGCAUACUGAGCGCCCUGUCCAAAAAAAAAACACCAGCAUUGUCGUCUCUCCUGCACACUGUGACCAACUCUGCUCAGCCCACUCGAGCUUCCCCAGAAAUAGCAGCCGCAUCGUCAUCAGCAGCAGCGAAGCCUCUGAAACCUAAAUCCACCGUGGGAAACAGUCUCAAGCGAGACACGCCAAGCAGGAACAGAGUCUGGGAGAAGGACCGUCAUCUGUCCCCGCCUCCCCCACCCCAUCCUCCCCGCCUUGCCGCCGCAGUCUCUCCUCCCAGCCUCGAAUCCAAAAUCAACAGUUUCUUGCAGGGUAAUCCCGGUUUCACACUGGCUUUAGGUGACACCAGUCCCGAACGCGUGGACGGAACGCCGGUGCGUGACGAGGCUGCCGGUACCCCAACCCAAGACGAGAUCAUGGAUGCGCCCGGGAGCGUGGCCGAGUCUUUAGGGUCUUCUGGCAGCAACAACCUUUCACCCACGGCGUAUCGCAGUGAACCCUGGGACGCUGUGAUCACGCCGUCGGGAAGUAACAAUGACGGCGACUUCGCCUCCCAGCGGUACGGAGGUGCGAAAAGGAGCGACGAAACUAAGAGGAAGCAGAUGGCCUCCGCACCCAGUAAGGAGCUCACUAAGGCGAAGAAAGAUGCACAACACAGCCAGGCUGCGAUGGCAGGAGGCAACGCCAGGGCGAAGGGAGAUCGGCGGCUCUCAGCCGCCUCUCGAAAAGCAAGCACGGGCUCCGAAGAAGGAGGUGCGAUCGGGAAAAGAGAGGACAAGCUCAAAGGUGGACAGUCGCCAGGUAGGGACGCCAAGGACAGCAGCGGGGGCUACCAUCGCAUCGAGACCCUCGUUUCCCCCUGUACUGAGGGUGCACCCAUUGAGACGGUGGGCUAUUCUAACCAGCCCACCGCAGGGGAGAGAAUCAAGACGGUGGAGAGCAUCCGCGUGAUUGGACGAGACUCUCGGCGAGGGGGAGGGGCCGGCGCUCGCUCCGGCGCGUCAAUGUGGUACGAAGAGGAAGAGUACAUGGAAGCCCAUUCUGCCUCGCCCCAUGCCAUCUCCCUCCCUCUUAGCGUCGGCCAGGGAGGAAGCGGCGACAUGCCCCCCGCCAUGCCGCCCCCGCCCCAUCUCCUCACUCACCCCCCUCCUCCUCCUCCCAUCCCCCACCCUCUCCCUCCUCCGCCCCCACCGCAAAUUCCCUUCCAAAUGCUUUACCAUGGUGAUAGUCUGCAGACUCCUCCCCCUUCCCACCUCCUACACCCGCCUCUUCCCUCACCCCAUUUCUUUGGCACGCCCCCCACUAUACCUCGACCUCCCCCGCCUCCCAUGUCUCCCUCAGGGGUCAUGGUCGGUGGAAUUUGCGUACCUGUCGACCGGAUGCAAGCCGGUCUGCCCCCGGGCAGACAUGACGGUGUGGAGCGAGGAGGCCUGAGGGGCAGCAGGUCCUCACCCCGUCCACUCCUGUCAUUGUUGGGCGAGCCUCCCAAACUGCCUCGUCCCGGCACGGUGAAAGAGCCUUUUGCCGCCCACCAUACACCCCCGAUCCACCGCCCGGGCGCACCUGGUGCCCCUCCACCUCUCCUUGGCCGGGUGAAGGAGGCCCCAAAUCUGCAGCCUCCGCCCACGUCUCCUUCGACACCAACGUCCCCCGCGGUCGAAGGCGCGCCCGCACGAGCUCUGGCUCAAUCCGCCGCACCUCCUGGGCAAAACCCCCCAGCUAGUCCAAGUGGGCAGCCCCGCAACCACCCUCCCAGUCCGGUGCCCCUCCUGGCGCUGCCUACUCAAAGGCCCCCCAUGCUGUCGGUCCCCAACCCGCACAGACCUCCGCAGCGAGGCCAGCACGCGCGACACUUUAACGAGCCAGGCGGCGGGAGGUUCCGCGGCAGCAAGCGUCCUGGCCCUCCCUUCACAGGCGGCCCCUUCCACGGCCAGAAGAGACCCUUCCAACCGCCGCGCUACUGAAGUGGUCCAGUUUUGUGACGUGCUGAGAUGAGAGAGGGAGCGCAAGCCACAACGCUAGCCUAAACCCACCGCAGUGUGUGUUUGCCUUGCUGGUAUGAGCCGAGGUUUAUUUCCCUACUUUGAAUCGUAACACUUGUGUGUAAAUAGUCAAUUAAAUCUUCAAGGAAUGGUUAGUGAACCGUGUUGUAUAAGCUUAUCUGCAGACUCACUUUGGCAUCCUCAACGCACAUGAGGAGCGUCGAGCUCAAACUAGCAUAGAUGCUACACAUCAUUUUUAACUCCUUACACUUGUCAUACAUUUCAUGAAAGGUCUCUCUUACUUCACAGGAGGGGGGGGGGUGUUAUAUUCCAAAUCAUAAAACACGACUUGUUCCAAAGUUGCUUUUCCUCUCUGAACGCUUGAAUGUGUGCACUGUCCUCCAACGGUGUUUUGAAGUGAGUUCCUAGAAUUUCCUGAUGUGAAUAACCCUUGUCUUCUCACAUUACAAAUUUUCACUUCCAGACUGUCCCUCCCGACUUUGUAAUUCUAAGCUUGUAAAUAUAAACGAGUGACUGACUGCUUUUUUUCCCCGCUCCCCCCUCUUCCAACUCUUGUAAAUGAUGCUCACUGCUGCAGCCGGUCGUUAGUGUGACCGAGGCCUUGGAAACGCUCAUUUAGCUCCAAAUGUCUGUUUUAUUUGUUCAUUUUUGUUUCUUUUUAAUCCAGCACAUGGAAACAGAGGAAAUAAUUCUGUAUUUUAAUUAGGGAUGGGCAUACUAGUCAACGAGUCAUCUUUCUGCUUGAACACCGAUGUGUUGGGAAAUUGAGCUACAUUGAUGCAAUCACCCCAAAAUAACUCCCUUUAUAAGCUAUCAGAUUUUUUUUAAUCUUCUGUUUAAUACCCCCCCCCCACACACACACACACACACACAUACACACAACUGAGUAUAUGUACUCAAAUGCUCAUCCCUAAUUAUAAUUUCCAACGUACUGUGGUGCCUUGAGAUACGAGUGACCCGACUUGCAAGGUUUUCAAGAAACUGGUCGCCUUUCGGACAAACGGCAUUUUUGUAACGAUUGAACAAUUCAUCAGAAAUGAGGCUUCAAGAUGCCUCGUGCCACUCCCAGUUGGAUUUUACUGUCAAACUCGGCAUAAAACAUAGACGAUACCUGUACAUAACUGCUUGAUGAAUCUGCCUAGCUUUGCGCUAACGUGAAAAACACUAUUUACAUGGUUGCAAUUUUAGGAACCUCAAAGCAAUGCGUAUUUAACAAAUGGAGUAAAACAUUUAGACGGAUCCUGUCAUGUUCGUUGAAAAAUGAUGAUGGCAUUUUGCUGUGUACCUCAAAGGUACAUUUUUCACAUCUGUAUUGUACUGUAGUGCCUCCGGUGGCCAAGGUGGGCACUGCAGAAGCAGCAGCCAAAUUGGAUUGUUGAGUGCAAAAUGAUGCACAAACUGAAUUCAUUACUGUAGUUAUUACUAUUAUGUGUUUUUACAAAUCACAAUAUUAAAGACUGCUAUUUUUCCUU
This is a messenger RNA of Hippocampus comes (tiger tail seahorse), 5013 nucleotides long. It is a transcript of the gene rprd2b, whose product is annotated as regulation of nuclear pre-mRNA domain containing 2b. The transcript is spliced from 10 exons. Gene Ontology annotation, biological process: mRNA 3'-end processing. Gene Ontology annotation, molecular function: RNA polymerase II complex binding. The record is from RefSeq and is a predicted model, not a curated record. Bases 32 to 3502 code for a protein of 1156 amino acids. Lineage: Eukaryota; Metazoa; Chordata; Actinopteri; Syngnathiformes; Syngnathidae.